UCUUUCACCAGUCACCUCUGGCAGCUCUGCGGCACGCGACUGCUGAAGUAUAUAUUGUUAUUAUACUGGCUCAAGUUGACAGUCAUUACCAUGUGACGCAAGUUCAGCGUUACUCGGCAUGCUUUUACCAACAGCAUUCUAUCAAGAAUGGAGUUCUUGUCACUCGACCCUUUCAAGUUGUACACACAGGAGGGGUGAUCCAGGCGGAUCAUCAACCAGGGUUCGAACAUGGUCAUAUAUGCUUAUGCCAGACCGCCAUCUAUACCAUACAUUCGUAGCACUCUGUCAGUCGGCUAGUUUGCGUAGCCCUUCAAAUAAUAUAGGAGGCACACGCAAAGGGUCUUCUUGCGUCACCUAUAUAACUAAUCUUCAACAUUUGCAUGUCAACCUAAAGAUCAUCCUUACCCGUUAUCUGAUAAUGACUUCCUGGCAACAACCAGUCCCCAAGUCGAUAUCGAUAUCUCAUGUUAUCGCCAUUCUCUGUACCAUCUUUAGGCUUGUCUACAGAGGUUGGACGCGUCACUUGUGGUGGGAGGAUGCGUGGGCAGCAUUUGCACUGAUCUCAGACGUUAUUUGCCUGCUAUGCAUCUGGAUCCAUACCUCGACAAGUUGUGAGUAUUUGACUUCACGCUCCAAUAUCUACCUUACUUUUAUGUCAGUCCCGGGAUGGACCUUCUCUGUGGCUUUCACCUCCGUCGUAUGGGCUGCGCGCAUGAGCAUCAUUUUCUCAAUCAUCCGAAUCGCCAAUUCUUCAGGUUACAAGUACCAGAAAUGGAUCAUCUAUCUCAUCACAGUAUCCUUCGCGGGUAUGUGGGCUGCGGUAUUGAUAGAUAAGAACGAAACGUGCGUCUUCGUGUGCCAGAAUACCAAGCCAGUAGCGCUCUUGCAAAUGAUUACGGAUGUUGUCGCGGAUAUUUCCCUCAUUAUUGCGCCGCUGUUGUUCUGGAAAAAUACAGGGCUCUCACGCAACCACAAAAUAUUGAUCCUCUCCCCAUUCAGCGCGUCGCUUCUUAUCACUGUCAUUACAAUCCCCCACUCCAUAAUGCUCCUUCGAUCUGCCUCAGGAAAGACGCUCAUCAUGGCGCAUGUCAAGGCCGCCCUCAGUCUCAUCAUCUGCAACCUCCUGGUGAUCGUUACUGCGGCAUACCGCGUAUGCCGGAAGGGAACACUUGAUCCAGACCAAACAUUUGGAUCUCCCGUAAUCUUCACGAGCAUUCUCGUGGCAGAAACCCUCGCCAACACGAUUCCCAUGCAGGACACAACUCGAGAAUUGACGACAGGCGCUGACUAG
Molecule: messenger RNA, 1291 nt
Organism: Suillus bovinus
Lineage: Eukaryota; Fungi; Basidiomycota; Agaricomycetes; Boletales; Suillaceae
Exons: 9
Coding region: 119-1291 (390 amino acids)
Source: RefSeq, a predicted model, not a curated record